GAAUGCUCCGGGUAUCUACUGUAACCUCAAAGCUCUAACGUGGAACGAAGCAGAGGAAGAUUGUAAAAGCAAUGGUGGGAGUCUGGUUCCGUUUGAGACAGGUGUAGGCAAAUAUCUUGACGGAAUUCAUCUGGAAGGAGAUAAUGAAUUCUGGACAGCCGAUUUCGCGUGGGAACCAAAGCAAAAUGGAUUAAAUUUAGCGAAUGAGAAGUUGUGUGGAUUCGGCUACUUAAACAGCACGUUGUUGGGCCCGCAAGAGCAGCUUUUCGGUGAUUGCUACGAAAACAGAAAUUACUUUUGCAAGAAUACAACUACGUUUGAACUGGAUGUCCAUAACGGUACUAUAGAAAAUAUUCACUGCAAAGAAGCCAUUACGAGUAGGGAUAUGUUUGAUUACAGAAGAAAAAUAAAACCAGGGUAUUACUGGACGAGUCAAAUUCUGAACUGGAAAAAAGGGAACGCAACUCAUCUGCCUCCAACUCCGCGAGUUUUGUGUGGAUCUUACACAAAGACAAUUGGAAACUACUUUGUCAAUUGCGAAAAAAACACAAUUCUCAUUAUGCAAGAGUACAGCAUGGCAAUCUAGAACAACAACUGCACUGGGCAGUGUUACCAGUACUACGAGCAUUAGCAGAACACCAACAACAAAUCAUCCCUUGACAGAGUCAGCCCCUGAUAAAAAGGAGACAACUGUGGCAAUAGAAACAGAGAAAGUGAAAGAGCAAGGAAAUAAUUUAGUUUCACAGUUUAUUUACAACAACAAAACACAAUCAUGGUGGGAAGCAAUGACGCAGUGUCUAAGUAGUGGUGGAGCUCCAGUAUCAUAUAUUGAAGGUAUUGAUAAAGAUAUGUCUGACGUCGAUCUGGAUGCAAACACAGAUAUAUGGACAGCUAAAUAUGCUAGUGACGUUAAAAAGUCAGAGGAGUCGGACAGAUUAUACCAACGUAUAUGCGGCUUCACCUACCUGGAUAGUGUAAAUGUGAAACUUGACUCCUGGGAAGUGCUAUAUGGAGACUGUCUCAUAAGGAGGAAUUACUUUUAUAAAAAUGGACCAGCAGGCAAGUUGGAAAUUCUUAAAGAUACAUUCUACGGUGCAGAUUUAAGCAAGUCAUUCCGUCGAUCAGAAUUACUCAAUGCUACGCAGGAAAUGAUACCAGGGUUUUAUUGGACUGGAGCAACGGCAAAUAUCUUACCAAGAGAUCUGAAAUCAGGAGAAAAUUUACCGACAAAUACAACGUACCUCUGUGGCGUAUAUGGAAUUAACACGGGACAUUACUAUGCCUUUUGCAGCACACAUCAUACUUCCUUGUGUUACUACGGAGGCAUUAUUUUUGGUGCGGCUGAAGAAAAAUCACCAGGGAGCAGUGUCAGCAGUUUGGCUAAAGAAGAGGCACCAGGUCUCGGGUUGAUUGUAGGAAUACCUGUUGGAACAUGUCUGUGGAUUGUUCGUCUAAUGCUUUUAUAAGAUGUGAACUUGACAAACAAUCUGGUGAAUAUAGUAAGACGAUGAAUUUGUGUUAUAUACAUCAUUUUAUCGUACAUUUUGGGUCGUGGGAGUGACAUAAAGUCACGACAUAUUUUUGUUUUGUGGAAGACCAUGCACGGGUAAAAUGUAUAUAGUUUGAUUAAAACUAUUAAAAGAUAUGACACAAAA
Molecule: messenger RNA, 1655 nt
Organism: Mercenaria mercenaria
Lineage: Eukaryota; Metazoa; Mollusca; Bivalvia; Venerida; Veneridae
Exons: 13
Coding region: 786-1466 (226 amino acids)
Source: RefSeq, a predicted model, not a curated record